UGUUUAACAAGCACCCCAGCUUUGUAGGAAGGCUGCUUCACUGACCAUCUGCUCUGCCUAGAGAGUGAUAUCUGGCCAGGCUUUGGCAAGCAGAAAAAAUGUCCACUCGCUACCACCAAGCGGCUAGUGAUAGCUACCUGGAACUUCUGAAAGAGGCUACUAAGAGAGAUCUGAAUCUUUCCGACGAAGAUGGCAUGACUCCCACACUCCUGGCAGCCUAUCAUGGGAAUCUGGAAGCCCUAGAAAUAAUCUGCAGCCGAGGAGGGGACCCCAAUAGAUGCGACAUCUGGGGAAAUACUCCUCUGCACGUUGCAGCCUCCAAUGGUCAUACCCACUGUGUUUCAUUCCUGGUCAACUUUGGUGCCAACAUCUUUGCCCUGGACAACAACUUACAGUCUCCGCUGGAUGCUGCUGCCAGCAGAGAACAAAAUGAAUGUGUUGCUCUCCUGGAUAAGGCUGCCACUGCCCAGAAUAUCAUGAACCCCAAGAAAGUUAUCAGGCUGAAGGAGCAAGCUCAGAAGAAUGCCAGGAGGCAGAUCAAGGAAUGUGAGAAGCUCCAAGAGAAGCAUGACAGUAAGAUGGCUCGAAACUACAACAAGGAGGAAUCUGGGACUCUUUCCUCCUCCAUGUCAUCCCUUUCAAAAGCUUCUGCUUCUGGUACAUUUGGGUCCCUGUCUAAGGGCAUUAAAGACACCUUCAAGAUAAAGUUCAAGAAGAACAAAGACACAGCAGAGCAGGUAGGAAAGGAGAGCAGAAGUGAGCAGAGGAAUGUGAUGGAAGUGUUCAGAGAAGAGGAAGAAGACAGAUUCUCAGGGGAUUUCCAAGACAAGCUCCAGUUUUCAGAAGAGGAGGGCAGUUGUGUGCAACAUGAAUCCAUUCUCAACCGUCCAGGUCUAGGAAAUAUUGUUUUUAGAAGGAACAAACUAUCAAGUGCCGAAGACAUCUCAGACAGCAAGAGGGAGUUAGGGUUUAAAAUGAGCAGCGAAUUGCUGCAGAGACAAGGAGCAGCAGAGGCUGAUGAAGCCGAGGCUGGUAGAGAGGAAGAGGACAACAGCCAUGAAGACGAUCUGCCUUGGGAUGAGGAUGAAGUGGAGUGGGAGGAAGAUGUGGUUGAUGCUACUCCUCUGGAAAUAUUUUUGCAGUCCCAUCAUCUGGAAGAAUUCCUUCCCAUUUUCAUGAGAGAGCAGAUUGAUCUAGAAGCUCUGUUGCUUUGCUCUGAUGAGGACCUUCAGAGUAUACAAAUGCAGCUUGGUCCCAGGAAGAAAGUUCUUAAUGUCAUAAACAGAAGGAAGCAGGUGCUACAACAGCCUGGGCAACUGGUCGACACCAGCCUCUGAUGGAAUGUUGGGUCCACAGGGUGAGCCUGCAGCGAUGGGGUGAUGCUGUGGCUCACUGGAAACACUCAGGCAACACCCCCUCUGCCCAAUGCCAGACCACUGGGAUUGUUUUCUAGGGUUUCAGAGAUACCCUCCUAAAAAAAGAAGCCCAAACUGUACUCUGAGAAAUACUCUAUACCUGUGUACUCUGACCACUAGUGAGCAACUCAGGGAGACCUGGGAAUAAGAAAAGGGUGUUUCUCUUCAAUUGUCUUUUUGAUAUUUUUGUGUAUAGAAAGUGUUAAAUGGAUGACAGAGAAGAGAGAAACUGUCUUUACUUUUCCAACUCUGGGCUUAAAAAGUAUAAUCUCUCAUCAUGCAAGUGUGGUGCAUACUUUCUAAUCCUCAUAGCCUGGGGACUUCCGACUCCAGUUCUGUCCUUAGCUCUAUGACUUUGUCUGUUGGUGGAGACUUGACUUCCUCCACUGGCCUGAGGAUUCACACCCAACUUGAACGUGUCUAACCCAUCGACAGUUGUUUGCAUGUUUACAAGUAAUGGACAUGGGUCUGUAAUACUCCUUCCUGGGAACAGAGACAGAGUGGCACGUAGGGAGAGUGAAGAAUGAAAUAGAAUACCGGGUACCUUUUAUAAAAUAUGGAUUGUAUCUCCCCUAAAUUCAUAUAUUGAAAACUUAAGCCCCAACAUAGCUGUAUUUGGAGGUAGGACAUUUAAAGAGUUGAUUAAGGCUAAAUGAUGUCAUAAGGGUCAUAAGGGACACAAAUGGAUGGUGUCCUUGUAAGAGGAAGAGACACUGGGGAUGUACAUGCACAGAGAAAAGGUCAUGUGAGGACACAGUAAGAAGACAGCCCCCUACAAGCCAAAGAGAGAGGCUUCAGCAAAAACCAAACCUUCCAACACCUUGACCUUGCACUUCCAGCCUUCAGAGAUGUAAGAAAAUAAAUUUCUGUUGUUUAAGCCA
Enhydra lutris kenyoni (northern sea otter) is the source of this 2296-nucleotide messenger RNA. Its product is annotated as ankyrin repeat and sterile alpha motif domain containing 4B. The record is from RefSeq and is a predicted model, not a curated record. Gene Ontology annotation, biological process: brush border assembly. The transcript is spliced from 3 exons. The coding region runs from base 99 to 1337 and encodes 412 amino acids. Lineage: Eukaryota; Metazoa; Chordata; Mammalia; Carnivora; Mustelidae. Gene Ontology annotation, molecular function: protein binding.